Messenger RNA from Naegleria lovaniensis, 1731 nucleotides. RefSeq lists its product as uncharacterized. Lineage: Eukaryota; Heterolobosea; Eutetramitea; Acrasida; Naegleriidae. Gene Ontology annotation, cellular component: cytosol. The coding region runs from base 1 to 1731 and encodes 576 amino acids. Gene Ontology annotation, molecular function: L-serine O-acetyltransferase activity. The record is from RefSeq and is a predicted model, not a curated record. The transcript is spliced from 2 exons.
AUGACGAACACGUCCUCCUCCUCAUCGGAUAGAGCUACAUCAACAGAAGUAUUAUCAGUAGAACCACUCGACAUGGGUUCAUCCAAUCAUCAUCAUCAUCAGGAUCAUCCUAUUCAUCCAACGAUCGUUAGAGAAACUCGGUCCGAUAGCUCUGCUUCCACGACAUCAUCCAGUAGUACCACCACUUCAACUACCCUCCUCUCUUCAUCAUUGGCCAAUAAAUCCUACUCGGAUUUGGUCGUUAUGGAAUUGAAUGGUGUUGUUUCUUCAACCACCGAUAAUGCUUCAAGUAUACAUCAUCAUCAUGAUGAAAAAGUUCAUCAUCAUCUUCCAACUGCCAAUAUUAUCAUCCAUUCUACUCAACCUCCCAACAAUCAAGAGAAUCAGGAUUUCCCAAAAAAGAAAAUGGAAGAAGGAGAACAACUCCUAAGCUCUCUCUCCAAAAUUAGUACCACGAAACAAAAGCCUCACCUCGAUAAUCAAUUUGCACAUACUCAAGUGUGUGUUUGUCCUGAACCGUUGUGGUCACAGAUCCGAGCCGAUGUUGGUGUGAUUAUUGAUAAUGAUCCUGGAGUGGUCAUUGGAGAAACAGCAAUUGUAGGAAAUUAUUGUACAUUAUAUCAAGGCGUCACACUUGGCGGAACAUCUACCACGAAAGGCAAAAGGCAUCCAACCCUGGGUGACAAUGUGCUUGUCGGCUCCGGUGCCAAAGUAUUGGGAAAUAUUGUCAUUGGGUCCAACGUAAAAAUUGGUGCAGGCUCUGUGGUUGUCAAAGAUGCUCCCAGUGAUUGUACACUCGUGGGAGUUCCUGCAAGAUGUAUUAAGGAUAAGAAGCCAACUGUAAAUACCAACAACUCGAAUAAUGAGACUAUGACUGCGACAUUGUCAAAUGGAGAGCAGACACUUCAUACUGAAAUGGAUGCAUCAUCUUCUACAAGGAUGGAGUCGGGAGCAAAUUUGUCAACUAUCUCCAAUGGUGAUCAACAACCCUCAAUAGUAGAAAACCUUAAUGAUGGUUUGUUGAAUGGGCACAACACCGCUGUAACAAGUACUUCCUCCUCAUCUCAAGGUCAUCAUCCAAAGAAUUUAAGUAUUGACACCAAACAUGCUCCACCUGCAACCACCACUGCAACGGAUGAACAACACAAAAAUUUCAACACAGGUGUCAUGUCACCCACGACGGUCAUUAAUUUCAUGUUAAAUGCAUUUACUAAACAACAAGAAAAGAAGAAUAUUGAUGCAGGAUCAACCGUCUACCAAUACGACGAUAUUGAUGCUCAAGCCAUUCGUGCCUUAUAUUUGAGAGAGAAGAGAUUGGAACAAGAACUUGAACGUUUAAAGAAAAAACUGAAAUUAGCUGGUAUUUUUGGAGACAGUAGUGAGGAUGAGGAAGGAGGAGGAGACGAGAAUCAGCAGAAGUCGAAACACUCCAUCACAUCCUUAAAGAAGAGUUCUAGAAAAAAACAAGUGGCCACUAGUAGUGCAAAGAAUGACACGACCACAACUCUUGGUUCUAAUAAUGAUGUUGCAUUGACAGCUGAAUUAGCACUCGUGCCAUCCGACGCGUCUCGUGAACCAUGGACCUCAUCCUCAACACCAACAGGUGCAUUGGUGGGUUCCAACAACAGUGGCGAUUAUAUUCAUCAAAUUGCAGAAAACGAAGAAGAAUGUUUUAAGGUCUUAUUUGAAAGUACUGGUUCGGUGGAGCUCGUCGACGGUGGAGGUAUUUAA